Messenger RNA from Fukomys damarensis (Damara mole-rat), 1465 nucleotides. RefSeq names its product plasminogen activator, urokinase receptor (gene Plaur). The transcript has 7 exons. Bases 233 to 1219 code for a protein of 328 amino acids. Gene Ontology annotation, cellular component: plasma membrane. The record is from RefSeq and is a predicted model, not a curated record. NCBI's taxonomy places the organism in Eukaryota, Metazoa, Chordata, Mammalia, Rodentia, Bathyergidae.
UGCUGCGGUGAGUCAGGGCCCAGCCAGCUCCGGUCAUUUGUGCGUGGUGGCCGCGCCCUCGGAGAAGUUUUGCGGGCGAGCUGGAGAGGCCGUCUGGGGAGGAGAGGGCGGCGCCCACGCAUUUGCGUCUGACUGGCUCUUGAGCAAUGCGCCGGGGAGAAGCCCGGGGCCACAAAACUGCCUCCUUCCCGGGCCGGCGGGCCAGAGGAGAGGCGCGGGUCGGGCCGGGAGCAUGGGGCGCACCCUGCUGCUGCCGCUGUGCCUUCUGAUCUGCACCCCAGCCUAUUGGGCUCUGCUCUGCUUCCAGUGUAAGAGUAGCGGGCCCUGCCAGGUGGAGGAGUGUGCACCAGGCCAGGACCUCUGCAGGAUCACGGUCAUGCAUGUGUGGGAAGAUGAGCUGGAGGUGGUGGAGAGAGGCUGUGCUCACGCGGAGAAGACCAACAGGACGAUGAGCUAUCGGGUGGGACCGCAGAUCAUCAGCCUGACAGAGACUGUGUGCGGGUCCAACAUGUGCAACCGGCCCAGACCUGGCCGCGCGCGCACCUUCGCCAUGGGCCGGUACCUUGAAUGUAUUUCCUGCACAUCAUCGGACUUGAGCUGCGAGAGGGGCCGGGAGCAGAGCCUGCAGUGUCGCCACCCCAGAGAGCAGUGCCUCGAGGUGGUCACCCACAGCAGCCUGGAAGAGAACGAGAUGGAGGAGCACCACACCCGAGGCUGCGGCUUCCUCCCGGGUUGCCCAGGCCCCACCGGCUUCCACAGCAACCACAGCUUCCACUACCUGCGGUGCUGUAACAGCACCAAAUGCAACAGUGGUCCAGUCAUAGAGCUCCAACACCUGCCACCGAAUGGUGUCCAGUGUUACAGCUGUGAGGGGAACGGUACCCAUGGGUGCUCCUCCAGUGAGAGCUCCCUGGUCAGCUGCCGAGGCCCCAUGGACCGCUGUCUCCAAGCCACAGGCGUUAAAGGGCCGGGGAAUAUGAAUUUCACAGUGAGGGGCUGUGCAACUGCCUCCUGGUGCCAAGACUCCCACAUGGCCGACACCUUCAGCCUGACCCAUCUCAGUGUCUCGUGCUGUAAGGGCACUGGCUGUAACAACCCAGCCAGCAACGUCCAGUACCGCAGUGGGGGCACCUCCCAGUCUGGCCCUGAUGCCCUCAGCCUUGUCAGCACUCUGCUUGUGAUCAUAAGGCUGUGGGGAGGCGUUCUCCUCUGGAUUUGAACCCCAAUCCCUCCACCCUGGCUGGACUCAGGGGACCCCUUUUUUCCUGUCCUCAACUCCUGUUCCUGCAGACUUGUGCCAGUGUGCUGUCCUCUCUGAGUCACAGUUUCCCCAAUUGUGAGACUUUGUUUCACCAAGUGAUCCUGAAGGCUGGAGAAGAAAAGCUGGAGAAAAGCUGUGGGUCAGCAAGAAAGCUCUUGGUUUUAUUAAUAUUGUUGCCACUCUUGUUAUUGUUAUUAUUAAUAU